Messenger RNA from Notothenia coriiceps (black rockcod), 839 nucleotides. Its product is annotated as basic proline-rich protein-like. The record is from RefSeq and is a predicted model, not a curated record. Lineage: Eukaryota; Metazoa; Chordata; Actinopteri; Perciformes; Nototheniidae. The transcript has 2 exons. Bases 168 to 605 code for a protein of 145 amino acids.
AAGUUUCCUCUCGAGUUCCCUCUCAAGCCCUCUCUCGAGUCCUCACUCCAGUCCCUAGUCAAGUGCCGUUGGAGGUUCCGCUGGGGGUCCUGCCAACUCCAUGUCCUGUCCCGUUGGGGGUCCCGCCGACUGCUCUUCUACCGGGGGUCCUGUCAACUCUAUGUCCCAUGCCAUUGGAGGCCCCGCCAUCUCCUGUCCUGCCGAGGGUCCUGUCAACUCCUGUUCUGUCGGGGGUCCCGCCGACAACUCUUCUGCCGGGGGUACUGCCAACCCCUUGUCCUGUUCCGUUGGAGUCCCCGCCAUCAUCUGUCUCACCGGGGGUCCUGCCAACUCCUGGUCCUCAUCCGUGGGGGAUCCUGCCGAGGCCUAUCCCACCGGCUCCGGUUCCUGUUCGGCCGACACCGGGCUCUGCUCGGCCUCUGGAGCUGUCUGGUCUUCGCCCUCGAGCCCGGCCCCCUGAGAGUCGCGGUCUUCGCCCUCGAGCCCGGCCCUCUGAGAGCCGCAGUCUUCACCCUCAAUCCCGGCCCCCUGAGAGCCGCGGUCUUCGCCCUCGAGCCCGGCCCCCUGAGUGGCCGCAUUCUUCGCCCUCGAGCCCGGCCCCCUGAGGGCCACGGCCUUCGCCCUCGAGCCCGGCCCCCUGAGUGCCGCGGUCUUCGCCCUCAAGCCCGGCCUCCUGACUUUCCCGGCCGUGGUCCUCGCCCUCAUGCUCGGCUCCCUGACUUUCCCGGCCGCGGUCCUCGCCCUCAUGCUCAGAGUGUUCUGUUCAGUCUUUGUUAAUAGUUUUGCCUUGAAAUAAAGGAGUUAUUUUUGUCACUUUAAUCUGCAUUUGGGUCCUGCUU